Messenger RNA from Lottia gigantea (owl limpet), 1044 nucleotides. RefSeq lists its product as hypothetical. Lineage: Eukaryota; Metazoa; Mollusca; Gastropoda; Lottiidae. Gene Ontology annotation, molecular function: oxidoreductase activity. The record is from RefSeq and is a predicted model, not a curated record. The transcript is spliced from 8 exons. Gene Ontology annotation, cellular component: mitochondrion. The coding region runs from base 1 to 1044 and encodes 347 amino acids.
AUGAGUGUAAAUUAUUGUACGUCUGUUGGUGAGAAAACAACCUAUAAAGCUGCUGUGUGUUUUGAUUAUAAGAAACCACUGGUUAUUCAAGAAAAGAAAAAACCCACACGGUUAUCCAAAGGACAGGUAUUGGUUGCUAUAGAAGCUGCAGGAAUAAAUUUUAGUGAUAUUUUGAUGUGCAAAGGCCUUUAUCAAGUUAAACCUCCAUUACCAUUUACAGCAGGUAGUGAAAUAUGUGGAUAUGUAGAAGAUAUAGGAGAAUCUGUAUCUAAUGUACAGAAAGGUGAUAAAGUUAUUGGUAUUUUAUCUAACUAUGGAGGAUUUGCUGAAUAUGGUGUCUUUCAUAAAUCAACAUUAUUUAAAUUACCAGAAGCAUUAUCUACUGUACAAGGAGCUGGAACAAUUAUAUCUUAUGGUACUGCUAUGAUGGCGCUAGGUAGAAGAGCUCAAUUACAGAAAGGAGAGACAGUUUUAAUCACUGCAGCUGCUGGGGCAACUGGAUUAGCAGCUGUUGAUAUAGCCAGCCAUGUUUUUGGUGCCAAGGUUAUUGGCUUAUGUGGCAGUGAAAAAAAAUGUCAUCUCAUAAAAGAAAGAGGAGUUAGUCAUGCUAUAGAUUAUAAUACAGAAGAUGUAAGAGGUAGAAUUAAAGAAAUAACUGGAGGGAAGGGUGUUAAUGUUGUCAUGGAUCAAGUUGGUGGUGAUAUCUUUUUACAGUGUUUAAAAAGUGUUGCUGAAGAAGGUAGAAUAUUAACAGUAGGGUAUGCAUCAGGCACUAUACCUAAUAUACCAGCUAAUUUAUUAUUAUUAAAAUCAUGUACUGUGAUGGGAUUAUUCUGGGGUAAUUACAGUCAAACCAAUCCAUCUGCUUUCACUCAAUCUAUAUUAGACGUGACUAGAGCUAUCAAUCAUGGUGAUAUUUAUCCUCAUGUUGGUGCUACAUUCUCAUUAUCACAGAUAAAUGCAGGAUUUAGUUAUGUAGAAAAUAGGAAAUCAACUGGCAAAGUAAUAAUAACAACAAUGGAUGGUGCCAAAUCAAUGUUAUAA